AUGGAGGAGAAGAGAGCUUUGUUGAAGUCACUAAUCUUACUAAUGAUGAUCUCCACUGUUACAAUCGAACAGGCAGCUGCAGAAACCUACUGCCAUGCGCAACGUCACGCGUUAAUUGACGCGUGCAAGAUGUUGUUGUUGAGGCUGUCUCCGAGUGUUGAAUGUUGUCGUAGAAUAAGGUGGACUCCAAUCUGGUGCGUUUGUCCUUCUGUAACACCGCAGAGAGCGGCUCUUAUCGAUGUCAAUUACGCUGUUGGGGUCAUCCGUCAAUGCGGUCGACCCAUAGCUCGCGGUACCAAGUGUGGAAGUGUUACGGUUCCAUGA
Messenger RNA from Microthlaspi erraticum, 324 nucleotides. NCBI's taxonomy places the organism in Eukaryota, Viridiplantae, Streptophyta, Magnoliopsida, Brassicales, Brassicaceae. The record is from the annotation of a GenBank genome assembly.